AGCAUGAAAUGAAAUAAAAUUGGAAGAAAAUAUCAUAAGCUAUAAGUUCCGCAGCUGAUUACAUACAAGGUUGAUUUGUGAAAGAAACAUAGGAACAAUUGUUAGUUAAAUUUUGCAUACCUUUGUUGAAUAAUUACAUUUACACCACACAAACAAUAACAAUGUCACGUAAACUAUUAUCAUCACUACUUCGAAGUUGCACAACACAUUCCACUACCUCACAAUGCCACGCCCAAACUAUCCUCCAAUCUCUACUUCCAAACGUCAUUCUUCAAACCGACAUCUUACUAGCAUACACUAAAUUAGGCCUAAUGGCUCAUGCUCGUAAACUGUUUGACAAAAUGCCACAAAGAAAUAUGCAUUCUUGGAACAUCAUGAUUGCUUCUUACACUCACAGUUCACUGUAUUUCGAUGCUGUAACUGUUUUUAAAGCCUUUAAACAAUGCGGCUCAUUGCCUGAUCAUUAUACCUUGCCACCAUUAUUUAAAAUUUCGAUAGGAAUAGGCAAACCUUGUUUUGGAUGGAUGUGUCAUGGUUUAGUUGUAAAGCUUGGGUAUGAAGAAAUUGUUGUUGUAACUAACUCUGUACUUGAGUUUUAUAUCAAAUGUGGGACCGUGUCUCAGGCUUUGUCUGUGUUCUCCAAUCAUAAUGCUCAUCGGGAUUCAGUGACAUGGAAUUUGAUGAUUUCUGGGUUUGGAAAGGCUGGCCUGUAUUCUGAUGCUGUCCAUUGUUUCAGAGAAAUGUUGAAGCAUCAAAGUGGAUACAAGUUGGAUUACAUGACACUCCCUAGCAUUUUGAGUGCUUGUGGGAAGGAAGGGGAUAUGUUGAAAUUGAAAGAAGUGCAUGGUUUUAUUGUUAGGAACUUUGGUUUUCAUGCUGAUGCUCCCAUUGGGAAUGCAUUGAUUGAUAAUUAUGGAAAAUGUGGUAGCUUGAACGACUCAGAAAAUAUCUUCAAGACCGUGGGCUGUGUAAAUUUGGUAACAUGGACGACUAUGAUAUCUUGUUAUGGGAUGCAUGGAAAGGGGGAGGAAUCAGUUUUUCUGUUUGAGAAGAUGAUGGAUGAGGGGUUUAGACCAAAUGCUGUUACUCUCACAGCUAUUUUAGCUAGUUGUAGCCACUCUGGUUUAUUGGAUCAAGGCAAGAAGAUUUUCAGCUCAAUGAUUUCAGAUUAUGGAUUUGAGCCCACUGCUGAGCAUUAUGCCUGUAUGGUGGAUCUUUUAGGCCGCUGCGGGUAUCUUGAGGAAGCGCUUCGGUUGUUGAAAAGAAUGAAGUCAUCAUCAGUGACAGGAAGCAUGUGGGGUGCCCUUCUUGCCGGUUGUGUCAUGCACAAGAAUGUCGAAAUUGGAGAAGUUGCAGCGCAUCAGCUUUUUCAAUUAGAGCCCAACAAUACUAGCAAUUAUGUAGCUUUGUGUGGAAUCUAUCGGUCUCUUGGUAUGGCUCGUGGUGUUUCAACUGUUAGAGCAAAGAUGAGGGGUUUGAGUUUGGUUAAAACUCCUGGCUGUAGCUGGAUAAAUAUUGCAGGAAGGGCUCAUAAAUUUUACCAAGGGGACCUUUCUCAUCCACUUUCUCAUAUGAUUUUCCAGAUACUAUAUGUAAUUAGCAAUACUCAGUUAUCGACUAAUGAUUUGGGAGUAGGAUAUUUGCUACACGAUGAUGAUACCUUUGUUAUGGCUUAGUAGAACAUUAGAGGCAGUUCAUCUGAGCAGACUUAGGAAGAGA
Molecule: messenger RNA, 1719 nt
Organism: Trifolium pratense (red clover)
Lineage: Eukaryota; Viridiplantae; Streptophyta; Magnoliopsida; Fabales; Fabaceae
Product: pentatricopeptide repeat-containing protein At4g33990-like
Exons: 2
Coding region: 162-1676 (504 amino acids)
Biological process (GO): RNA modification
Molecular function (GO): RNA binding; protein binding
Source: RefSeq, a predicted model, not a curated record